Messenger RNA from Panicum hallii, 2179 nucleotides. RefSeq names its product alpha carbonic anhydrase 1, chloroplastic-like. Gene Ontology annotation, molecular function: carbonate dehydratase activity; zinc ion binding. NCBI's taxonomy places the organism in Eukaryota, Viridiplantae, Streptophyta, Magnoliopsida, Poales, Poaceae. The transcript has 7 exons. The record is from RefSeq and is a predicted model, not a curated record. Bases 1076 to 1903 code for a protein of 275 amino acids.
UAUCAGUAUGCAGCUCUUCGAUGUCUGUAUGUUGCUUCUUUGAUCCAAACUCUGGAUCUUAUAUAGAUCUGAUCUUUGUGCAGCACUGGGUGCAAAGGGGAUACAUUCUAACUGUUGAAUGAUUUAUAGGUUUCUUGUUUUUAAAUCAUCCUGUGAUUAAGGAGAAUGAUAAAUGCUUUCAAGUUUAACCUUGUUAGUUUUUUACACUGAAUUUCUGCUUUCCUGUCAACAGGGAAAGAUAACUCUGCUUUUAAGUUUUUACAAGGGCCUGAUUUAUACAUUGCCUGACAGGGACUAUAUGUAGCUUAUAUUCUUUUUAGGCAAUCUGUGUGUGGCCUAUCUUUUUUUAGCGAAUAUUGCUCAGUACAGCUGCAAAGUUCAUUGGAAAUUGCUAUCCAAUUUGAAAAUCUCAUCUGAUCCCAGGUCCCACCAGUCAUCCUCACAUAAUGAUGUUUUCCAAUUUUAUCUCUUUAUGAUGUCACUGAAUUGUCUUCUCCUUUCAACUUCUUAUUACAUAGGUGUGUGGCAUAUCUAUUGAGAACAUUGCCCACUUUGCUAUAUCUAUUAAGAACAUUCAUCAAAUAUCUCAGAUUGGUUUUGUAGAUGCAUUUGUCAGCAGUUUUGCCUUCACCAGUCAUUAGUACACUUAGGAUGCUUUUCUCUCCGGAAAUAUCAGUCAUGUGUAUGAUACUCUCGUAGUUUGAGUUGUGACCACUUCCUUUUUGUUUGUUUGUAUGUGAGAGCAUAAUGUGGUGUAGCUGUCAACAUUGUUGAUAUCAAUUUCUAAGCAAGCAAAAUAUGCCUUCAUUGUUUUCAUCAUUGCAUAGUGGUAUAUUUAUAGCUACUAAGAUUGUCUUGUUUUUAUGUCUGGUGGAAAGUUACCUUCUGAUUAAGCUGACGUUAGACUAGCCUGAGAAAUUUAUGUAAAUCAUCUGAGAUGCUACAAGAUGUAUCUUGCUAUUUCAACUAAGCAAAGGGCGACAGCACUUUGUUGGUGCCAAAACAUCAAGCCAUUGAAUUGGUCCACUUAUUAUAUCAACAGGAUACCAGGAGUUAACAGAGGACAAAGGGAUAGAUGGCGACUGCCCAGAAAAGUGCUUUCUAUGUUGCCUUGGUGUGCGCUUGCUUCCUUCUGAACCAUGCAUGUGACCAUGAUAGUUUGAGAUUUGGUUACAGUGGGAGUACUGGUCCAAACUAUUGGGGGAGCUUAAGCCCUAAUUUCACACUUUGCUCAAAAGGAAUCAACCAAUCUCCGAUUGACAUUGUGAAACACGAAGCCGUCUACAACCCACAGCUGGAGCCGCUUGAAAGGGAUUAUACUGCUACAAAUGCAACUAUUGUUGACAAUGUCUUCAACAUUGCGCUGCGUUACAAUGACACUGCUGAGACCGUGAAGGUGGGUGGGAUAAAGUAUAAGCUGAAGCAAUUGCAUUGGCAUUCACCCUCAGAGCACACCAUCAAUGGCGAAAGGUUUGCAAUGGAGCUCCACAUGGUUCACUUCACUGAAGACGGCAACAUUACUGUUAUUGCAAUCCUUUAUCGAUAUGGCAAACCAGACCCUUUCCUUUUCCAGAUAAAGGAGCAGCUGGCUGAAUUACAUGCGGAGGGCUGCAAGGCUGAGAAAGGCGAUCCUUUCCCUGUUGGAGUGGUGGACAUGACAGAACUGAAGCAGGGUGGAGAUAGAUACUACAGAUAUGUUGGAUCCCUCUCUGCACCUCCAUGCAUCGAGAAUGUGAUCUGGAACGUCCUUGCUGAGGUAAGAGAAAUGAGCAAGGAACAAGCUGCUGAUCUGAUGGCCCCUUUGGAGGGGAGUUACAGGCACAACUCCAGACCCUUACAGCCACUGAAUGGUCGCAUGGUUCAGCUCUAUGACAAGUCUCUGAAAAUCCGAAAAGUGAUGUAGCCUCUGCAGCCGGAUCUACUAAUGAUAAUGCAUUGGUUCGUUGCAAACCCUGAACACCAAAUAACGUGUAAAUCAACAUGAUUGGCUGGAAGCCUGUAACCUGUAACCGCCAUUGUCAUCAUUUAAUCCUCUGUUCCGCCAUUAGUUCUAUUUUCAGCAGUCAGUCUUGGCACUUGUUAGUGCGAAGUUCAUUGAUUUGAUGCCUAUUCAAAAGUGCUCUGUUACAUUAAACCAAAGUACUUUUUCUUGGGCUGUUUGGCCGGGGUUUGUGGUCCA